UUGACACGUUGGUACAGGGUUAGAAAAAUCGGAAACUCCUGUGAAGAUUUUAUUUAAGAAUGUUUUCAAUUUAGUCCAGAUUUUCUUAUCAAAGUGCGUGAGUAAAUUCUUGCGGUAUCUUUAUUAUGCUCAACUGAGUAGACUUUGUCCUCUAGUUAAGUCCAGAAAUAUCGAGUCAGGCACGUAACAUUGUUUCAAAAGAACAGUAUAUUGCCUCGAGGGGAAGCAAUUUAGUGGUUUUGAACACCUUUCGAGUCCCGAAGCGCUACUUGAGUUCAGUUUGCUUUAAAAAAGCCGAACAUGAGUGAAACAAAAUUUUCAAGACUUUUGGACGAGGAAGAGUAUGAAAUUCAUUCUGCAAAUUUAAGCGCAAAUGAUAACGAAGGAGUUUACUUGAGCGACGGUGAGCCAUGGGGAAGAAUUGAUUACGUAUUGGUCUUUGAAACUUGUGAAGAAAACGAAGAAGCAAGUGAACAAUCUAACGCGGAAACCCUAAAACUGACGACCCAAAGAGCAUUCUUCGAAAACCAGCUCAAAAGACGAGGAUUAAUCCUUCAGCGACAGACACGAGUAAUUCAAAAGGAUACUGAGGUUUUGAGGCAUUUUGUCUUGAUCCACGCUCCCUUGGAAGUUCUAGCUGAAAGAGCCGAGAUUGCAAAACUUAAGGUUCCGCUUCAGGUUAACGACACCGUUUUUAGUUCUUGGUUGGAGUACUUGCUGGGAUCAACCGUAGUUACGGCCAUUAACAAGCGAAACCCUUUUAAAAUUCGUGAUGCAUCCAUUAAGAAAAAUACAGAUUAUUUUAUGGGCUCAUUCAAAAGAGAUCAUCUUUCCAAGUAUGUCAUCGAUCAAAAUAUCAGCGAAAAUUCGCUUUUCUCAGUCAUUGAUCGCCAACAUCUUCUGCAGCAAAUCCUUAACAGCACACCUUUCUCAGAUCAGCCGAAUGACGUGGGUCUCUCAAAGCUUCUUUAUGAUGGUGUAUAUCUGGCAUGUUACCCUUUGCAUGAAGGAAAACAUCGAUUAGAAAGUGGCGAGUCUCCAGUCAACACGCGCCAACAAUUGAAGAGAGACUGGGCACGAUUUGGCAGAAUUUUCAAAUACCAACCGUACGAUACCAUCAAGGAGUACUUUGGCCAUGAAAUCGGCUUGUACUUCGCCUGGCUCGGAUUUUACACUGGCAUGCUGGUUCCACUUGCAAUGAUUUCUUUAAUCGUCUUUCUAUGUGGCAUUAUAUCAACUGGUUCUUAUGUUCCAGUACUUGACAUGUGCAACGAAGACAACAGGGGUCGAUGGUACAUGUGCCCAUUGUGUGAUCGCCGGUUUAGCUACUGGAAUUUAGCUCCAGACACCUGCAUUUACGCGAAAUUAACGCAUUACUUUGACCAUAAUGGAACUGUAGCUUUGGCUUUCAUCGCUUCCAUGUGGGCGUCACUUUUUCUUGAAUUCUGGAAACGGCGUCAAGCUUUUCUCGCCCAGAAAUGGCACACAUCGGAGUUUGAAGAAGAGGAAGAAGAAUUUCGCCCAGAGUACUUAGCGAGCUUGACUGAGGAAGACCUUAAUCCUUACAAAGCAGACCCAUUAACUGGAAAAUUUGGCCCAAACGUUAUCAAAAUAAAGAAGUUUCGACGACUGGGUUUAGUGUGCAAUGUCAUUACCUUCAUGAUACUUCUCGUUAUUGCAGCAAUGGUAGGUGUGGUUGUGUACCGUGCAGCAGUUUUCGCAGUUUUCAGCAGCAGUUCGGACAAGAAAAUCGAGCAAGGGGCCCGGAUCCUGACAACAGCUACAGCAGGCUUGCUUAACCUGAUAGCAAUCACGAUUUUAAAGUUUGUUUACAACAAACUCGCUGUCUUUCUGACGGACUGGGAGAACCAUCCCACCAGGACGGCUUACAAAGAUAGCUUCACCCGCAAGAUGGCCCUGUUCCAAUUCGUCAACAAUUACACUUCUAUUUUCUACAUCGCUUUCUUCAAGUCAGAGAUAAUUGUUGGAACUCCAGGCAGGUACAAAAGAGUGCUCGGUAAAUAUCGACUGGAUGGGUGUAGCGAGCAAGGAUGUUUUUUGGAGCUGGCCAUUCAGAUUGCCAUUAUCAUGGUUGGACAGCAAAUUUUCUACAACUUCACAGAAAUUGGAAUUCCGUACAUGAUGUUGUUAUGGAAACAGCGAAGCCAGGAGAAGGUUGGUGACCGACCACAGUACGAACAAGAUUUUGAUUUGAAUCCUUUAGAGAAGCAUUUCAUGUUCUGGGAAUACCUUGAAAUAGUUCUGCAGUAUGGAUUUAUAACCAUGUUCGUCGCUGCAUUUCCUCUGGGCCCGUUGUUUGCACUUCUAAAUAUAAUCGUAGAGAUUCGCUUGGAUGCCAUUAAUUUUUUGUGCCACUUCCGCCGUCCUGAUGCCGUCCGAGCUGAAGACAUAGGAGCCUGGUAUACUGUAUUGGAAGUCAUCACUAAGAUUUCCGUGUUGGUGAACGCGUUUGUUUUAGCUUUCACCUCCGAAUUUAUUCCCAAGCUCGUCUACAAGAUGGUUUACUCUGGACGAAAUGGCGAUCCCUCUAGUAAAGGGACACUCAUAGGAUACGUCAACAACAGUCUCGCAUCCAUUGACCUAAAUACGCUCUACACGUGGGAAAAUGGCACUCAACCAAUUAAUCCAACACAAAAUCUUAAUUACACGCGGAACUACUGCAGGUAUAAAGGUUACCAUGAAGACUUUUACCCGUACAAGCGUUCUCGAGAGUACUGGAAUAUUCUAGCUGCUCGACUUGCUUUCGUGUUUGUUUUCCAGUUCAUUGUGUAUUUUAUCACAACGUUCAUCGCAUGGAUCAUUCCCGACAUUCCCGAAGAACUCGAAUACAAGAAGAAGAGAGAGAAAGAGCUGGAAAAAGCAGUUAUCCGUGAUCACGAUAACUCGAACAUCUAAUGUUCUUGUAAUUCCCCUUUAUCUCUUUUAUUAGUGAAGGAUGAGUUACCAUCGCAAGAAAAACAGCAAAAACAUUCUUUGCUCCUUUUUUUUAUUUCACAAAUGAUAAGGUAACUUUCAAGUAAAUGAAUCAAAAGUACUAUGAAUAAACUGAUCACAGAUUGAUUUUUUGCAAAUAGAGAGUGUAAAGCCACUUGAAAAAGACAAUGCUAAGGUGAAGAUAAGUGCUUUUCUAUUGCGGUUAAGAGAAUAUUUAAAAAACGUCAAAUAAAAAUUUUAUCUCUUAUGUUUA
Molecule: messenger RNA, 3208 nt
Organism: Stylophora pistillata
Lineage: Eukaryota; Metazoa; Cnidaria; Anthozoa; Scleractinia; Pocilloporidae
Product: anoctamin-4
Biological process (GO): chloride transmembrane transport
Cellular component (GO): plasma membrane
Molecular function (GO): protein dimerization activity; chloride channel activity
Source: RefSeq, a predicted model, not a curated record